AUGCAGGUUCAGUUCCCGCAGCGAGAAGACGACUGCACGAGGAGCCCGACACCUACCCGCCUACCCAGCAGGCAAGCUACCAUGAAAACGAUUACCAAGGCAGCCAGGUUUUCCCGAGCAGCAGUGCGCCCCCCUCGUUUUUUUCCGAUGGGGGCCGGCGCUUCGGUGCAGUUGCCGAUCGCAGGCAAAAAUCAAGUUCUACCUCUUCCGGGUGUUCGUUAUUUAGCGGGUCCGGAAGUGGCUCGUCGACGGAAUCUACGCCAUCUUCGAGCGUUUCUCCCGUCGCCAGGCCGCGCAGAACGGUAUCCCGUGGAAACAAUAAAACCAACUUUUGAGCAGGGCGCGCACGCGCAGCUUGUGCGGCGCUGGCUUUGUUACUGCUGCUCCAACACGAUUUGCAAUUUUAGGUAAAAGCAUCAGCGAUAUAAGAAGUCAAUUCGGAUACGGAUUGUUCGCCACAAAAUGAGUUUAGAAGACAAGAAGAGUCAGAAUGGAAAUCGGACUUAGGGUAGGAUCACGCCUACUGCGAUUGGAAUUCAAUGACCAACAAAUAGAAAUCUAUAUUCUAAAUCAAAUGAAAACCCAUGCUCAGGAAAUGGAAAUCGAUGGCACACUGUCACUUGCGUGGUAGGGCCAGCAUUAAAACAAAAAUUGAUAUCAUAUAUACAAGGUUUCAGUUUGUCUAUUACUAUGUUUCGUUCGAUUUAAGUUUCAAAAUAUUUCGGAUGGUGGAUGUGUUGGACAAGCAGAACCGCAAGGAACUCCUGGCGCUUACCGUUGUGGGCCGUCGAUGAUCUGCUACAUCGUGAUCCCCAAAAACAAAAAAUGUAUUUUUGAUACAGGGAUAGUAAUUCAACAGUGCCUGGUGUAUGUGUUGCUUCAUGUGUAGUGUCCAUCCGUCCUGUCUUCGCGGCAAGCUCGAUGUGAUGUUGCAUCCCGACAGACGGGCGUUUCUUGAAAGUGUAUGCUAUCCAUCUUGCGCUUGCUGUCAGACUUAGAGAUAGAGGAGGUAGUAGUCUGCGUUUCAUAACAAUUGGGUUCAUCAGAACCAGCAAUGCAAAUGAACAUGAGAAAACCUUUUUCUUGCCCGAAUCUCGUCCUGUUUGAUUUUGUUUCUUGACAAGUAAUUCCGAACCACAACCACUUGCACCUCAUUGUGAAUGUACCAUAGCAGCUGCUUUUAUUUCCAGUACCAGCUGAAUCUGAAAUUCCCCAGAAUCAGAAAAUGAGACGCAGUGGUGUAGUGAU
Amoebophrya sp. A120 is the source of this 1248-nucleotide messenger RNA. Lineage: Eukaryota; Dinophyceae; Syndiniales; Amoebophryaceae. The record is from the annotation of a GenBank genome assembly.